Carassius carassius (crucian carp) is the source of this 4818-nucleotide messenger RNA. RefSeq names its product genetic suppressor element 1-like. NCBI's taxonomy places the organism in Eukaryota, Metazoa, Chordata, Actinopteri, Cypriniformes, Cyprinidae. The transcript has 16 exons. The record is from RefSeq and is a predicted model, not a curated record. Bases 502 to 4119 code for a protein of 1205 amino acids.
UCUCUCUCUCUCUCUCUCCCAUCCUCCCCUGUUAUCCAUGAUGUAUUCUGAGGGGUUUCUCCUCCUCCCCCUUGUGCAGCUAGAAAACGCUGAAUGAGUGUAAGAGGAGAGAGAGACUGAGAAAGGAAGACAGCCACUUUCUCAACAUAUCCUCAUCCUAGGAUGGAGGAAAAGACUCGCCAUCGUGGAACAAGCCUCUUGAAGGAUUAUUGAUAUCACUUUUCGGCAUGAAACAAUAAAACAAUUACAGCGCUGUUUUUUUUUUUCUUUUUUCUGUUUUUUGCUGGGUUUGGCUUGUUGAUGAACCUCCAUCUGACCCUGCACACGUACACACAGCUAACCCUCUAUCAGCCUGUGAAUUGGGGUGAUUUAAAGAUAACAAGUUGACUUGUGAGGUCUGUUAGCCACAAACCUUUAGCCUGGCUGUGGGUGUGCGGGGCAGAUCUCCGUGCAACACCUCCUGACUUCAGCAGCCAGCAACAUGACUGUGUAACAGAGACCAUGUUUGGACUAAAAGCACCUCUCUACUACCUACCAGGCAUGAGCCAUGAGCCAAAGUUACCAUCGUUAGGCAUGAUUUCCACAGCGACCCGCACCACGGCGACAGUCAAUCCUCUCACCCCAUCUCCCCUCAACAGUUCUAUUGUGCCCAAUGGCAGUCCUGCAUCUCAGUCCGCCCACUCGGGAUUUGCCGCCGCUCUCCGCAAGCUGGCCAAGCAAGCAGAGGAACCCAGAGGAUCUUCCAUAAGCAGCGAAUCAUCUCCGGUCUCAUCUCCGGCCACUAACCACAACUCCCCAGUCAGUACGCCCAAGCGAGGCCCCAUGGGUCCAGUUAUAGUGCCUUCUGGGGGCCACAGCGUACCCAGUACCCCACCUGUUGUCACCAUAGCACCCACCAAAUCCGUCAACUGCCUUUGGAGGAGCGAGAGCCGACCUGUACGAGAGGCUGAGUCAGGUCCUCGCGGCGUUAGCCGGGAUAGGUUAAGUUCAGAAGCUUCUUCUACCCAAGAGAAAGGGGGUCCCACUGUCCCGGGCCACCUAAUUGGAAACCCUUACGCAUUUGGCUUGACACCCGUGUCAGUAAUGCAGGACUCGCGCUUUCAGCCUCUUAACCUGCCCCGUCAGAUGCCCCAUGCCAUGCCUCCGGCCAGUGUUCCUGAAGAAUAUCUGAGGGGGUUUCGACCUUACGCCACAGCUGAGGAGCUUCACAUGCCCUCUUUACCCCUGGGGCUUGAUCCUGCCACUGCUGCAGCUGCUGCUGCCUACUACCACCCUGGAUAUCUGCCCCAUCCCUCCUUCUCCCACUACAGAAUGGAUGAUCCAUUCUGUCUGUCAGCGCUGAGGACGCCGUUCUAUCCACUGCCUACAGGGGGUUCUCUACCUCCUCUUCACCCGUCUGCUGUACACAUGCACCUGCCUGGGGUGCGUUACCCUGGAGACCUAAGCCACCCCUCACUGUCCAGCCUACAGUCCGAACGCUUGUCAGAGAGACUCCAGAUGGAGGAUGAGCUGCGACAGAGAGAAAGAGAGCGUGAGCGGGAAAAAGAACGAGAACGAGAGGCUGACCAAGAAAUAGAGCGUGAGCGAGAAAGGGAGAGAGAGAAGGAGCUGGAGCGUGAGAGAGAGAGGGAGAGAGAAAGGGAAAAGGAGAGAGACCGUGAAAGAGAGAUGGAGCGACAGAAGGAGAGGUCAGCACGAGAGAAAGAGAGCCACUAUCUGGCUGAGCUCCAUGGGCUGAGAGUCCCCCCAGAUGACAGAGCCAAACCUGCAGACAAAAUCACUACGAACAGACCUGAUAAAACCAAAGAGACCAUCCUUACAACCCCUAAACCAAUCCAGCCUGGACUUCACCAUUCUCUAAACUCCACACAUCACCCCGUGCCCAGCCUUGUCUCUGCUCAUGGCAUGUAUCUGGGCCCUGGAGGGGCGGGACCUGCAAGUCUGACAGCGGCCGCCAUGCUACAGCGCACAAAUGAGGAAGAGCGCUGGUUGGCCCGGCAACGGAAGCUAAGGCAAGAGAAAGAGGACAGGCAGUACCAGGUUUCAGAGUUCCGUCAGCAGGUCCUAGAGCAACACCUGGACGUGGGCAGACAGGGGGAAAUUGCAGACCUGCAUAUAGAGGGACAUAGACCUAUAUUAAACCAUCAUGAGCCCAACAGCAGAGAUCGUGAGAGAAACCGAGAUGCCCAUCCUCUACUGGGAGCUCCGCCUCCUCUCAUCUCCCCAAAACACCAGAACAAAGACCAUGCUCUUCCACCACCAACCACACUUUGGAACCCCGCAUCACUCAUUGAGACCUCCACAGACUCUAGGCGCAGCUUGCAUGAGCCCCAGAGUCUGGGUCACUAUGAUGUUAGUCGGGUUUCCCUACCGCACUCCAAACAUGAACACCAUUACAACUCUGAAAAGCUGGAAGAGGGAUCUAGAAAAAGGGACAGUUUGGAUAAAUAUCCUACCAUCCAGCCAAGUGGGUUCUCUGAGUCCAACACUUUCCUAGUGGAGCUUGAAAAAUCCACCUAUAGCUUCCUGAAUCAGCAGAGGGCACCACUGAGUAAGUCAGGGCCAUAUGGAGAGCUGAGUGCAGGCCUGAAGUCCAGCGGGUGUUUUAAGAGAAUCCAGGGGCAUUCACGUCUUGCAACAGAUGCCUUGUUAGUGUAUGAUGACUUCCUACAGCAGAACAGACAAGCUGUCAGCAAACUUGACUUGGAGGAGAAAAGACGAAGAGAAGCCAGAGAGAAAGGUUAUUACUAUGAGCUGGACGACUCUUAUGAUGAGAGUGACGAGGAAGAGGUGCGAGCUUAUCUCAGGAGGGUCACAGAACAGCCACCACUCAAACUAGAUGAUUCUGCAGAGAAGGUGGAGUUUCUACAGAUGUUUGACUUGACGACUUUGGCCCGUCGGGAUGAGAUGAUGGAGGUGAAGAGGAGGAAGAGGAGGCACAUGCUGAGAGAGAGGAGUCGUUCCCCACCAGGUGUUCAGACCAAGCGGACUACUCCUGCCCCCCUAAUAACCCACUUCACCCCAGAGGACAUGAACAACAGCCCUGAGCUAGAGGAAAAGAAACGCUUCCUCACCAUCUUCAGCCUCAACCACGUCACUCAGCAGCAGAGAAAAGAUAAUGAGAGGGUUGAUGAGUUGUUGAAGGCCAUAAAACAAAAGAGCUUGACUCUAGACAGCAUCAGACACAGCCCUCACCCUCUGUGCAGGAGCCCUGCAGCCCUAUGCUCGGACCUGUCAUCUCAGUCUCCAGAACUGCUGAAUGGACACCCCCCCAGUCCCUCCCCCUCUGUAUCUGUGCCUCAACCCCAAGUGGAACCCCUCUCUCACUUGGAUCUGCACAGAUCUCUCUCAGAUCCCUUAAGACUGAAAGACUCUUCCUUGCCUGCUGCAUUACCGGACAAAUGUCGAGCCAAAGACAGCAUCCCAGGCAAGAGCUCUGAUCUGCUGAACAGUGUGCGACAGCCCCCAUUCACUAAAGAAAGUUCUGUUAAUGUCAACGGAAAGACCAAACCAUGGGAGAAUUUCAUUGCUGAGGAGUUUGCCCAGCAGUUCCAUGAAUCAGUACUGCAGUCCACCCAAAAAGCCCUGCAGAAGAGUAAAGGUGGUGCCUUGGUCAUGUCAGAACAGAACAACGCAGUAGAUUCAUCUGUGCAUUAUAAUAUUCCUGAGCUCCAGAGCACACCAGGCCGGUCCAAACCCCACCCACACCCUCCUUCAUUGCAGCCCAAUGGACAGCACUGCCCCCCACAGCCUUCCCGCCAGGAGUCUGAGGAAAAGGUUGAGGAUGAGGGAGAUGACACAGAGGAGGACGAGCCCACUACAUCUGGUUGGCAGGGCAUUGAAGCCAUCUUUGAAGCUUAUCAAGAGUAUGCAGAAGAGCAAAGCAUUGAGCAACAAGUUCUCCAAAGUCAGUGCAGACGGCUGGAAGUGCAUCACUAUAAUCUCAGUCUAACUGCUGAACAGCUCUCACACUCAAUGGGGGAGCUGAUGUCUCUGAAGCAGAAGCUUUCGGCUGAGAGUGAGAACCUACAGGCAGAGCUGGAGCACUUUAAGAAGUGCCUGAUGCUGCCACAGAGCCUCUGGUCUAGGAGUCAUUUCAAGGGCUAUCCACCCAGCUAACACUCUACGGCACCAUCGACCACCCAGUCAGACAACCUUCCACAUCCCUUACAAACCCCCAAACUCAGACACAUGUUCAGGCCACUCCGAGAGCCUGGACAGUGAUGGUGAGGAAUAGAAGAUCUGGCCCCAGAAUUCCACAUUCUGUGGGCUAAAUCACGCAUCAACACAUGUCAAAGCCUCUGAAUGCCUCCAACUCGCAGGGACAGCCAUACUGCAUCAUAGAGAAAGAAGAAUGCCAGUCGAAAUACAGCUUAGCCCAUCUGUCAUCUCUUUACCAUGGAGGUCAUGCCUAGAAAUGCACUUAAAGAAAAAAAACCUGAAUAACUAUCUGGAGGUACUGUUAUGACAGACUACUCUUUAUGAUCUAGGGAAGGAAAAAAGAAAACAUCAAAUAAAUAAAAGAAAAUGUUUUAUUUCAAGAUUUAGAAUAAAGAUUUUUUUUAAAGAGGUGCUUCAGCAUUGUAUUGUAAAUAAUUUCAAAACAACAGAAAAAUAAUUUUGUAUGUUUUUAAUUCUUUGAAAAAAAAAAAAAGCCUGCCAUUUUUUUUUAAUAUAUUAAUGCUUUUGGGUGUUCGAAGGUUUACUUUUAGUGUUUGCUCUGCUGCUGGUCAGAAUAUGCCUUUCAGGACUUUGUGGAGUGAUAAUAUCACUUCCUUUUUACCUGAACUAAAGUAGGCCCCAGGAAGUAUGCCAACG